Molecule: messenger RNA, 722 nt
Organism: Trachemys scripta elegans
Lineage: Eukaryota; Metazoa; Chordata; Testudines; Emydidae
Gene: NDUFB3
Product: NADH:ubiquinone oxidoreductase subunit B3
Exons: 3
Coding region: 307-597 (96 amino acids)
Biological process (GO): mitochondrial respiratory chain complex I assembly; electron transport chain
Cellular component (GO): mitochondrion
Source: RefSeq, a predicted model, not a curated record
AUUGGGGGCCUACACGGAGUCGGGGGAAGGGUCUACGCGGGUGGCGGUCCCGAGUGCCAUGGCAGGUGCCAGCCCUGGGGUUGCUCCGUUGACUUCAGCAGAGCUAUGCAAUCUUAUAUCCGCUAAGGAUCUGGCCCUGUGGUCUUUCUUUUUGUUUUUCAGUCAUGAGGAGCCAAAUCAACUCCAUUGGGGGUUGGCACUCAGCUGUUGACACUAUCUAGUCCAAACAGUUAAUUAGAAUAUGGGUUUGGAGAGCCAAUGUCCCUCAUUAGAUUGACAGAAACACUGUUUUUGUAGGCACCAUACAUGGGGCAUGAACAUGAACAUCGUCAUGGGAAAAUGGAACUCCCUGACUAUAAACAAUGGAAGAUAGAGGGUACUCCGCUACAGGAUGUCCAAGAAAGACUGGCUAGGCGGGGUCUUAGAGAUCCAUGGCUUCGCAAUGAGGCAUGGAGAUAUAUGGGUGGCUUUGCAAAACCUCCCACUGUUCUGGACGUUCUCACCAAAGGUUUCAAGUGGGGAUUCGUAGCCUUUGUGGUAGCACUUGGGGUCGAGUAUGCACUGUUUCCUCCGAAGAAAAAUGGAGGACAUCACUGAAAAUGGAAUAGCAGAACUUCUCAAAGUUAUUUACACAGUUCUAAAUUAAAACAUGUUAUACAAUAGCUUACUGCUUUUGUUGCACGUGUAAAGAUGCCUAUUAAAAUUUCUCAUUGGCAAGAGCA